Messenger RNA from Pararge aegeria (speckled wood butterfly), 5612 nucleotides. It is a transcript of the gene per, whose product is annotated as period circadian protein. NCBI's taxonomy places the organism in Eukaryota, Metazoa, Arthropoda, Insecta, Lepidoptera, Nymphalidae. The record is from RefSeq and is a predicted model, not a curated record. The coding region runs from base 231 to 3527 and encodes 1098 amino acids. Gene Ontology annotation, biological process: circadian regulation of gene expression; entrainment of circadian clock by photoperiod; negative regulation of transcription by RNA polymerase II. The transcript has 27 exons. Gene Ontology annotation, molecular function: transcription corepressor binding; transcription cis-regulatory region binding. Gene Ontology annotation, cellular component: nucleus; cytoplasm.
CCGUUUAGAGUCAUUCCAAGCUAACAACUCGUAGCGUUCGGACACCUCUAAGCAAAGUAAAAUAUUGAAGUUCAAAACAUUAUUAGUGCUUUCGACAAAAAAAUUUAAAGCCCUUAUUAAAUAUUGUAUGAACAUUUACUUAAAAAUCAAAAAAAUUAACUGAAUGCGAAAUACGUGUACUGUGUUGAAUGGAUUGAAAGUUACAGAGCAGAUACAAAUACAUUCGAAUCAUGAAUAAAAUGGACUGUUCCGAAAAUAACGCAAAAGUAUCAGAUGCCGGUUACUCCAACAGCUGCACUAACAGCCAAUCUAGACGAAGUCACAGCUCCAAAUCUACUCAUUCCGAGAGCAACUCUAGUGGAAGCAGUGGAUAUGGCGGAAAACCGUCCUCAUCUGGAUACAGCAGCAACAACCAAAGUCAAAUAGCAGAGAAAAGAAACAAGGAAAAAGAAUUAAAGAAGAAAAGGCCCAUGCAAUUUAUUCAAUCCGAUUUAAAAGCUAAUAUGGCUAAAAAAGCAAUUCAAAAAAUUCCUUUACUCACCCCGGUUUUUGAAUUUUCUAAGGCAGAAAUCGUUGCUAAAAUGCCAAACCAUGGAUUAGCUUUGAAGGAGAAUAAGCCUGAGAAGAUGGACAUAUCUGACAGAAGCAGCGGAAAGGACGAGCUCUCUUGUCCCAACUCACCGGUUGGCACCAUACAGUAUGUCUCCAGCUUACCAAACCAAAAUAAUGAAGGGUUCUCUUGUGUGAUAUCGUUGCAAGACGGAGUAGUGAUGUAUACUACGCCCUCCAUUACCGCGUCACUUGGUUAUCCUAAAGAUCUAUGGAUGGAGCGGUCAUUUAUAGAUUUUGUGCAUCAAAGGGAUCGCAAAACCUUUGCAUCCCAAAUCACUAGCGGGCUUUUAGCUCCGAAAUCAACUAGCGGUGAACAACCUCAAGUUCCUCUCGGGGAAACCGUAUCAACGAUGGUCUGUCGUUUAAGACGAUAUAACGGACUAAAUAAAAGUUUUACCAUCAAGGAAAAGAUAAUAUCAUACUCGCCGUUCCAGUUAAGUUUCUCGUUCAAGAGCAUGACGGAAGAGGAUAAAGAAGUUAUGUACUUGGUGAUUAAUGCUAAACCAUUUUUCUCUGCCUUCAGGACGCCCAACGAAGUAGUGACCGACCCAUUACCAUUUGUCAUAAGACACACGCCAAAUGGAAAGAUAAAUUUUAUUGAUGUUCAAUCUGUGCCAUAUCUCGGAUACCUGCCGCAGGAUAUCAUGGAAGAAGACGCGUUACAGCUCUAUUAUCCCAAUGAUCUUUUAUAUUUGCGCGAAAUGUAUGAAACUGUUGUGAAGGAGGGUACUGUUGGGCGCUCCAAACCUUACAGGAUGAUAGCACAAAAUGGAGAUUACUUGAAACUGGAGACAGAAUGGACAUCUUUUACUAAUCCUUGGUCCAAAAAGAUAGAGUUCGUGAUUGGGAAACAUUAUGUCAUCGAGGGUCCCAAGAAUCCUGAUGUAUUCCAGACGCCGGAUAAUUCAAAAGCUAAACUAUGUAAUGAGGAAGCGGCAAAGGCUCAAGCUAUAAGAGAGAGUAUGAUCAGAAUUAUGAAUGAGGUACUUACUAAAACUGCUGAAUUAGCGAAGCAACAGAUGGCUAAGCGCUGCGAGGAAUUAGCUAUUUUUAUGGAAAGUUUAUUUGAGAAGAAGCCUAAAGCUGAAGAAGAACUCCGCGUAGAUGUACACGAGCCAGACCACAGCUUUUAUGACUCAGUGAUGCUAGGUGGCGUUUCCCCGCAUCAUGACCACAAUGACAGUAUGACAAACAAAGAUACACCGUUGACUUACAAGCAACUCAAUUACAAUGACAACUUACAAAGAUUUUUUGAAUGCCAUGAAACAUAUACCGAAGAGGAUAAGAAAGCUUUGUCUAUGCGCGAGAACGCAAUCAUAUUUGAGAUGGAAGUGCCUGACGCGGAAUUUGGUAAAAGCGCUUCGACGGUUGGAGAAAUUGAGGACAUGGCAACCAGUUCCGACUCGAGUGUUGUCGCACCGACCACUAUCAGCAGUUCAUGCGGAUACCCGACCUUUAGACUCACGGAGUCUCUACUCAACAAGCAUAACGUCGAAAUGGAGAAAGAACUAGUGAAGACGCAGCACGAGGUUCGAGCGGGACUAAACAAGAACGAGAAGGAAAGGAGUGAAAGCAGACAGAAGAUGAAGGAACAUAUCGCGCGGUGCAAUGCUGCCUAUGAACCAACCAACGCUGCCUUGACCGACGACAAUGAGGGUCACGGGGUAAAGCGUUCCAGGGACUCCGAUGACGAGAACUCAUAUAAACGUGGAAAGAGUCGUCGGAAAUCUUGCCACACCCAUAGUGCUCCCCAGUCCCUUAACAACAACGUACCUUCACAUUGGGCACCUUAUUCUGUCAACAACAUUAACCCAUAUGUAGUCAAUAUGGGCAUGCCAGCACAGAUACCUGUAAUUAACCCUAUGGGUGCGCCUGGUCUCUUACCGGUAGACUAUGCUCCACCAAUGCCCUAUCAAGUGCCUCCAAGAUCUGAUUUAGCUGCUCCUCAUUAUGAUAGGCAUUCAAAUAUGGCGCCCGUAAAUCCGCAAAUGCAGUACCACCAUAUGCCCCAACAAAUGAACCCACAUUGUUCUACUGGUGCUGUUCCGAAUAGGUACAUGCACAAUAACAUGCAACCUGCUUAUCCAGUUCAUGUACCAAAUCCUCAAAUGCCUUGCAUGAUGAUGGGUCAGCCAUUCUAUGGAGGGUUUUAUGUGUACCCUCAAAUGGAACCCCGAGUACCGUAUGUCCACCAAGGUUACAUACAACAGCAAAUGCCGAAUACCCAGCCAUUAGGACUGUCCAAUAGAAAUUAUGAAGAGAAUAAGGCAGACUCCGCGUCGGCACCGAAAAAGGCCCGAUUAGAACAUAGUGAUACUAACGAAAAGACUGACGGGGAGUCAAGUUAUUCGUCUUUCUAUUCGUCCUUUUUUAAGACUGAUUCUGGUAGUAACGAAGAGAGCGUCUCGAAAUCCCGUGGUAAAAGAGGCAGCAAGGCUUCAUACAUACAAAGAGCAUCAUCAUAUGGUAAAGCCGCAGCUUCGACACGGGCCCCUAAAGCACGGCCAGUGUCUAGGCGUAACAUGAAACCACCGUGGUUGGAGAAUGUCAACGCUACAUCGGAUCUCUUCUACAAAUAUCAAAUUCCUACAAGAGAUUGCAAUGAGGUCCUGUCUAAUGAUAAAGAGAAACUGAAACUUUUGGAUCAACCUCAAGGAGUCAAUGAACAACUAAGUCAACUGUACUCGGACCUACAGCUGCAAGGCGCUCCUCCAAGGAUCACUUUGGAAGAAGGAAUCACCAGCUCGAGCAGUUCCAGCGAAGAUACUCCUAGCAAGCCCAAACCUUCCACUAGCAAGCCUCGUCGGCGCAACCUCCAGUACGACCGGUUAGCCCUAAUACACGAGGCCGAUGCGCCAAUGCCACCACCCGAGAUGGAUGUACCCAUGCUAUCUCCCGGUUCCUCAUCAUCUUAAUUUUAUUACUGAGUGUUAGCGCAAUCACAGAAUUUGUUCUUUCUUUUUCAUAAUUUAAAGUCACGACAUGGCGCUGUGUACGCUUUGUUAUAUGCAGCGGUUGCGGUUACAUCUAUUGAAACUCGCUUAACCUAGCUAAGACUGGUAGCAGAAACACUAAGUUGCACUACAUUCUGUAGUAAUGAAAAACGAGUUACGAAGGCUGUGCUUUGUAUCACGGGAGCAUAAUUUUACUCCACUACGGCCAACCUUCUAAGCUAGUUCUUGAAACCUUAACUUAUUUAUACAGUGGCGAUACAUCCUCAGCCUUUAGUGUCCUCAAACUGGGCGUACUGGUCUUGUGAGAUAACGCACAGUAUCUCAGUAAACUGUUACUUAUUAUUAAGUAUAAAGUAAGAUUAUACUGCCAUUGCUUUUUGUUUGGAAUCGCUAAUGUUCAAUUUUACUGAAAUGAGUAUAUUGAAGUUUUUAAUCUCGUGUAUUACAUUAGAAACGAAGGUUACAUAGUGAAUAAUGUAACCCACCAAGCGUCUCCAAUGCGAGAUGGCAAGAUACUAAACUUAGUUUAACUGUGACUAAAUAGGAUACACCUUAGUUUAACAUACUGCUACCUACUGCACCUAGGUGUAAACGGGUAAAACUAGACGCUGCCUGCACUUCGGCCUUGACCAAUAACAUAUACAUUGUAUGAUUAUGUGCAUUACAUUUUUGAAGACAGAACAAAUGAUGAGAAGUUUAUGGAUCAUAUUUAUGAAUCUAUUUGAUAUAAUAAUUAUAUCCGUGGAUUGAUUUUUAGCAUAUUUUACAUUACAUUGUAUUGAUGAAAUUUUCAAUCUUUGAUCUAGAGAUUUUGGAUAAGAUAGAUUAUUAAAAAUGCGGACGUUACUAUAUAGAAUAGUUAUCUUAACGUUAUGUCGUAAAUAUGAUUCUAAAUUUAGUUAUAAUUUAGAACAAAAUAUUAAUUUAAUAUCUCUUGUAUGACAUGAGUCUAACAAAGUAUAAAUAACAAAGGAACAAAAAUUGUUUUUCGAUCAAAACCUUUGAAAUUUUACAGAGUUGAAACGAUAAGUGUCCGUAGGCGAUUAUUCUGCCAAUAUAACCCUUCCCUUAAGCAUGAGAUUUGUACGGUUUCAUUAUAGAGCCAAAUAUGAAACCAAGUAUCUACAUUUUAACCACUUGUCAAGCGUUAAUACUUAUUUCUUGCCAUUAUUGUAAUGUAAUGGUGAUAUUUUCACCUUCGUUAGCUUAAAACUAAGCCUACAAGGGUUCCAAACGGAGAAUGAAGAGAAGCCCACUACAAACUUAGUCUGGCUAGCUGGUUAUCACCAUCUUACAGUCAAAUAGUAUCAAAACAUCAGGGUAAAAUGGAAAUCUAGUUGUAAAGCUACACAGACUACAGACUUGGGGGACGAUUUUGUAUUAUAAAUCACGAAAGUACCAUCUCCUUCAUGUACCAGUAUCAAGUUUUCGGAUAUGUCUAUAUAGAAGAAGUAAUCUGCUACGGACACAUAUAAAAUUGUGAUAAAGGAUGUAAUAUAUACGAUGAUUAUAUAAUAUAUAUAGUAUAACUUUAUAGUCCUUAUAAUAUAAGUAUUUGUACAAAAAGAUUUUCUAUUUAGUUCAAUAUGGCAACAAGGAAUGUUUAUGCCCUUGUUAAAUAAGAAACCAUUUUGAAAUGUUAUUUAUUUCUAGACACAAAGAUAUGUGUGACAGUUCGCAAUCUUUCGUUUCACUCGAAACUACAUAUUCACUUCAGUCUUCAAAAGUGAAUAUGUAGUUUGGAAAAUCAAACAUCAGUGUAAAAAAAAAAGCCGUGCCCUUGUUUUUUCACGAAUUGAUUGGAUCUCAUAUUAGUUAUAGAGAUAAAUGUUAACUUUGAACUGCCACACUUAGCACGAUAUCUCGAAAAUAAAACCUUUAUAAUUGUAAGUUUAGCUUAACGGUGUGUUCAAGUUUCUAUGUGUAUAACUUGUAGUUGCGCUUGAGUCUUGUGUAUAGAUGUAGUUUACGCAUUUCACUAUUUUGAAAACUGUAACUCUAAUGAAAUCAAGUUAUGUACGUGUGGAAAUAAAAAAAUUAAAUGAA